CGCUAUGAUCCCUCGUCACCACACCUUGCCCAUCCGCCUCCACCCAAAAGCUUCCUUCCCCCUUCUUCCUCCUCCGCCAUCGCCAUUGUUGCACCACAACGGAGAGGACCGGUGAUUUUCAUUCAUAAACCUUGAGGCUGUGUGUGUCUGAGAGAGAGAUCCAUGGACCCGUGCCCGUACGUGCGGGUGCUGGUCGGCAACCUGGCGCUCAAAAUGCCGGUGGCGCCGCGGCCUGCGGGGGCGGGAGCCGGCGUGCACCCGACCACCUCGCCCUGCUACUGCCGGAUCCGCCUCAACAAGCUCCCUCUCCAGACGGCCGCCGCGCCGCUCCUCCCUUCCGACGACGCCUCCCAGGGCCAGGGUCCCGCCACGACGGGCGCGCUCGCCGCCGCCUUCCACCUCUCCAAGGCCGACCUGGACCGCGCCACGGCGAAGCCCUCCCUCUUCGGCACCCGCUCCGCCAGGCUGAAAGUGGCCGUGUACGCGGGCCGGCGCGGCGUCACCUGCGGCGUCAACUCCGGCCGGCUGCUCGGGAAGGUCGUCAUCCCGCUCGACCUCAAGUCCGCGGCGGGGAAGCCCGUCGUCUUCCACAGCGGCUGGCUCUGCAUCCCCAAGCGCGGCGCCUCCGGGCGGAAAUCUGGGGUGGCGCAGGCGCAGCUGAACCUGACGGUCCGCGCGGAGCCCGACCCGCGGUUCGUGUUCGAGUUCGACGGCGAGCCCGAGUGCAGCCCGCAGGUGCUCCAGGUGCAGGGCGCCAUGAAGCAGCCCAUGUUCACCUGCAAGUUCUCCUGCCGCACCAACUCCGACCUCCGUUCCCGGUCAAUGCACUCGGAUCCUGGGACGAGGAACUGGCUAACCUCGUUCGGGUCGGACAGAGAGCGCUUGGGGAAGGAGAGGAAAGGGUGGUCGGUGACAGUCCACGACCUCUCAGGCUCCCCGGUGGCGCUGGCAUCCAUGGUGACGCCAUUCGUGGCAAUCCCAGGCUCCGACAGGGUCAGCCGCUCAAACCCCGGCGCAUGGCUGGUGCUCCGGCCGGGCGACGGGACAUGGAAGCCAUGGGGCCGUCUGGAAUGCUGGCGGGAGCGCGGCGCGAGCGCGGCCGGCGGCGACAGCCUGGGGUACCGCUUCGAGCUCCUCCUCCCGGACCACCCGACGGGCAUGGGCACCGGCGUCUCCGUGGCGGAGUCCGCCAUCCCGUCGUCCCGCGGGGGCAGGUUCGCGAUCGACCUCACGGCGGCGCAGCCGUUCGGGCGGAGCGGGUCGCCGGCGUGCAGCCCGAGGGGGAGCGGGGACCUGACGGGGUACGCGGCGGCGGCGCUCGGGAGCUGCUGCCACGGCCGCGGCGGGUUCGUGAUGUCGGCGGCGGUGCAGGGGGAAGGGCGGUGCAGCCGGCCCACGGUGGAGGUCGGGGUGGCGCACGUCGGGUGCGCCGAGGACGCGGCCGCGUUCGUGGCGCUGGCGGCGGCGGUGGAUCUGAGCAUGGACGCGUGCAGGCUCUUCUCGCACCGCCUCCGCCGCGAGCUCUCCAGCACCCGCUCCGACUCGCUCCGGUAACGUACCGGAAGAUUUGAGCAUGGAUGGUUGAGCUUCACUGCCUGAGACGAAUCGAAGGAGAGGUGUUUUGGGAUCUGAUUUGCGAAGAAUGCGGCCACAAAAUGUACAGGGAGAUAGUGGCCGGAUUGAUCGAGAGAGAAAGGGGGAUCCGGGAUCGUGAUUGUGCGUCUGUUGGGGUUCUGGUCUCUGUUUUUUCGAGAGGGAUCAGAAUCAGAUCAUCAGGCGGUUUUUUUGUUUCGUUUGUUCUAAGAUCACAACUCGUGAUUUUUGGUGCGUGCGGUGUGAUCAAGUUUCUGUUCCGUGUGUCAUUUGCAGUAGUUUGUGUUUUAGUCUUCUAGGUGCUUUUUAAAGUCUAGAAGAAGUAAAAGUAGGAGCGAGUUCAUGUCUUUGUGCGUGUGUUUUGUGUGUCCAUGUCCAAGUUUUAAUUCCAGUGUUUCUUUUCUUCGGCCGUGAUGGAUCUGAAUAGCCA
Messenger RNA from Brachypodium distachyon (stiff brome), 2023 nucleotides. RefSeq lists its product as uncharacterized. NCBI's taxonomy places the organism in Eukaryota, Viridiplantae, Streptophyta, Magnoliopsida, Poales, Poaceae. The coding region runs from base 163 to 1554 and encodes 463 amino acids. The transcript has 2 exons. The record is from RefSeq and is a predicted model, not a curated record.